Messenger RNA from Hirsutella rhossiliensis, 768 nucleotides. RefSeq names its product MULE transposase domain-containing protein. Gene Ontology annotation, biological process: regulation of DNA-templated transcription. Lineage: Eukaryota; Fungi; Ascomycota; Sordariomycetes; Hypocreales; Ophiocordycipitaceae. The transcript is spliced from 3 exons. The record is from RefSeq and is a predicted model, not a curated record. The coding region runs from base 1 to 768 and encodes 255 amino acids.
AUGGAUAAUACGUAUAAGGUCAACCGCUUUAACAUGCCGCUUCUACAGAUCAUUGGCACAACAGGGCUACACAAGAGCUUCAGUGUAGGCUUUGGCCUCACUGCCAAGGAAGACGAAGGCGCGUUCCAAUGGAUCCUCUCACAGUUGCGUGAGGCUGGUCGGCAGGCUGAUAUUCCGGACCCGGGCGUUGUGAUUACCGACUUUGAUACCGCCCUGAAGAACGCCCUUGACUCUAUCUUCCCAUCAACGCAACAACAAGUGUGCGUUUGGCAUAUGAUGAAGAACGUGAUCCUUCACAUCAAGAAGAAGUGGGAAGGAUCCCUCGAUGGCACCGAGAUUGGCGGAGAUAGGCCAGAACAGGAGACUCGCCUCGCUGCAGCAGCCGCUCUCGACGACCCUAUACAGGCAGAUAAUGCCAUUGACGAGGACCGACCUAUCGACCGUGCCACUGAUUACCAGAUUCAACAUGCCUCACAACUGGCAGAUCAGCGGACUUUUGAGCACACAGCUGACGGUAUCCGUGAUGCCUGGGUUUCAGUCUUUAGGGCUCGCACGGCUGAGGAGUGCAGAGAUCAGUGGGAUCUACUCUGUAUAGAGUUUUCGGAUCAGCCAGCUCUCGUUAAUUACCUCCGUACAACCUACUGGCCAUGGCGUGCCCAGUUUUCCACCUACGCUAUCCAACAGUACCGAAAUUAUAACAUUACGGUAACUUCCCGUGUGGAGCACACAUCACGAGUUGAAGUCACGAUUACGCAACCGCUUCAUUGA